GGUCUCGGUACGUAUGUGUCCAAAGCUGAGACAAAGACGUUACAGAGAGAUCCCGACUUAGUGAAGUCUGCGCAAACAAAGCUCUUCCCGAACAUAUGGAAACAAACCGACCGAAUUCAGCCUUUGUGUCGCAAACAAUCUUCUAAAAUCUGCCGUAUAUCGAGAAGACCCAACGAUGUCAGAGUACCGAGAAACUCUCAGCAACAUAGCUGGAUCACUGACGAGCAAGACUUGAAGAAGAUGGUCUUCUUCUGCAAAGAUGUCGAAGGCAUGACGAAGAGAGAUCUGGAGGUGGACAGUGCAUUAGAUCUCUUUGGCAAACUGGAGGAACGAGGUGUUCUCUCCCCGGCCAAAACAACAUUCUUGGGGAAACUUCUUGGCGAUAUUGCUCGGUUUGACUGUCUAGAAAUGUGGGAAGAAUAUCAGCGCGGGUUGGCCAGCUCUAAGGACACAAAGAAAGAUAAUCCUACAUCUAGGAAAAGGCGAAAUGAUCCAGAAAUACCAGCAUCUAGGAAACGGAAACGCACUCCAGAUCCUUCGGAUCCUGAAGAGUACUUGAGUAACAAAUAUCUUAACGGCGUACUGGCGCCGGAAAUAACAGAGGAAGAGCAGCAGGUCUUGGGUCCAGAGUUAGGAUUUUCAAGGGGGUAAAUGUCUGCUUUUAAAGUAAACAACCCAGGGAACCUGCGCCAACAGACUUACUGCAUGCUGACGGCUUGGAGGAAUCGCCAGGGGUGUGACGAAAAGACACAAGUAAGGUCUCUUGCUAAAAUACUGGCAAAAGUGGGAUGCGUUAACUUGAAAAAACGAAUACUCAAAGACCAUAAUCUACACUGAGCCGAAGAGCAGGCUAAAAAGAAUAAUUAAGACAUAAUAUUAAACCCGUAAAGGCCGGCUCAUGCUGGACGAGAAAGCGAACAGAAACGUGAAUUUGUCACGUCAGAUCAUCUCAAUUAUUCACUCUGUUAAUUCGCAGAAGCUCAACACAUUUCAACUUAUCAAAAUUUGCUGCAAAUCUUUCGUGACGUCAACAUUGCUUCGUUUUCAAAUUCACCUGAAGUAUGAACCGGCAUUAAAUCAACCCUGUUUAUAAAUUAAGAAAAUGAGAAUUCCAUUGCUUGGCCACUAAAAUUUUUUAAACUCAUGCGUCGGGGGAUGGCUUAUUCAAGCGGGGAUUUAUUAAGCAUUCCUGAGAUGCAAGGUUUUAGAUUUAUUUAGGCGAGAUUUGACGUUUUUCAUGGCGAAGGUGCCAAGUGAAGGUAAGGAGCUUGCGGUAAUACUAUGCAAAAAAUAUCUCUUUUGUAAAUUUGUGUGGUUUUGAGAGAACCAGAGGUACUCAACGUUUCAGACAGUAUGCCCUGUCUUUCAUCAGGAGUCAUUUUGUGUGAUGCUACUGCAACUUCAGGCGUUGUAAUGUAAAAAUAAUCUGUGUGUGUGGCACAUUCCUGCGAUGGUAAGACAGAUGAAAUAUCCCAUUAGUCACGUCAUGAACGUUUCCGUGCAGAGUAGCCGAGAUUAGUAAGGGGGUGUGGAUUAUGUAGUUGGGGGGGGGGUGUCCAAUUUCUGCAUGGAACCCAGGUGCUGACUCAUGGAUUCACAUGCUCAGUCUCUUCCGUCGUGUGCCUUAUACACCUUGCCUCAUAAAGUACAGUACCAUCUGCCGUACGGUGGCUUAUUCCUUCCUAGUGUCAAAAGACCCAUUUCCCAUUAAAUACCGAUUUUGAUUUAGCGACUGGCUUUAAUUUUCCGUUUUGGGGUUGGAGGAGCAAUAGUGUCAAUACACAGCCUCUGCUUUUGGAGGGGGGGUAAGGGAAGAGUUGCACAUGUGUAUUACCGUGAAGCUUUGUGGGGAAUUUGCAAGUGCGGUGUGUUUCUGCGAUCCAUUGUUGUCAUUUACACAGGCUAACGAUUUAACCCAAUGUCAAUUUGGAUGAACAAAUCAAAUCUUUCCGGUUAAACAUUUGAUUUCCAGCGACGAAUUUCUUUCUCAAAAUAUGGAGGGCCUGAUGUUUCGAUCCUAGCAGAAUCCAGCCUCAAAGGCAAAAGGGUUCGCCUCAGUUGAGAAAGAUUCUGCUAGGAUGGAAACGUCAGGCCCUCCAUAUUUUGAGAUUUGUAUUUGAUGUCAUGGUAGUCAGCAAGCAGUUUGCAGCAGUUUUGCAUAACAGAUCUGUAAAUUUGUUAAUACAUGGAGUUCCAAAGUGUUUCAACAAGGACAUCGUAAUGUAACUUUUAAGAUGUCUGUUACUUCAAACCAUUGUUCUCCUUCAUUCUGUUCAAAUAGUCUGUAAAUGCAGCCCCAUGGGUAGCCACUGAUUGUGUAGAAUACAAAAGAUGACGCCAAUUUUAACUAUUCACUGACUGAUUUUAUACCAGGCAAGAUAUGCGGCGGAGGGGUACCCCCCACCUGUCCAAUCCCUGUACACACUCGAGACU
Molecule: messenger RNA, 2433 nt
Organism: Acanthaster planci (crown-of-thorns starfish)
Lineage: Eukaryota; Metazoa; Echinodermata; Asteroidea; Valvatida; Acanthasteridae
Product: FAS-associated death domain protein-like
Biological process (GO): regulation of apoptotic process
Molecular function (GO): protein binding
Source: RefSeq, a predicted model, not a curated record